Molecule: messenger RNA, 2159 nt
Organism: Paramormyrops kingsleyae
Lineage: Eukaryota; Metazoa; Chordata; Actinopteri; Osteoglossiformes; Mormyridae
Gene: e2f2
Product: E2F transcription factor 2
Biological process (GO): regulation of transcription by RNA polymerase II
Cellular component (GO): RNA polymerase II transcription regulator complex
Molecular function (GO): RNA polymerase II cis-regulatory region sequence-specific DNA binding; protein dimerization activity; DNA-binding transcription factor activity, RNA polymerase II-specific
Source: RefSeq, a predicted model, not a curated record
CAGAGCGCGCCUCUGACCGCGGGAAAUCCAAAUUUCGCGGGACGAAGUUUGGCGCUAAAACAGAGGCUCUGAGAUCUGCUGGCGGUCCUAGGAGCAGUGAUCGCUACGGGGGGCGGGGGAGAAAGCAAACGUUUCCCGCGAACAUCUUAACAAGAUAUUUUUUUUCCCUAUUCGAGUCUCUCCCGCAGGAUUUCCUCAAUUUGGACAUGUGUGUAUUGGUGCGGUUCGCUGCGGUUCCAUAGAGGACAUAUUUGUAGUACUGGGCUGACGGGGACACUGGCUAAAGGCUGUUGUAUUUUAUCGAGAUAUUAUCUGAAGUGUAUCUCUUCCGUCAGUCGCUGGAAGAGGAUGAUGCGGAUAUGCAGGGGGGUUUCUCCCGCUGCGGCGAGACCUAACGCCGGGCACUCGGGUCUUCAGAGGAAGGUCGUCCCUGGAGGGAAAACGGAGAUAUUCGGCAGCGCACUUUGUAGCCCGCCGAUCAGCGCCGUGCCGGUCGCUUAUUUCACCCAGAUCUGCAGCUCGUCCGGCGCCGACCAGAGGAACGGUUACCCCUGCGCGACCCCCCACGGACCCGAUGUGAAGCCCGUCAGAUCGGCCUCCGGGAGACUUCCGGCCAAGAGGAAGCUGGACUUGGAAGAUCCCCCAUAUCUCCCUGACUACCGCACCCCCAAAGGAAAGGGGGCUGCAGUCAGGCUCUCUAGCCCCAAGACCUCCAAGUCCCCGAGCGAGCGCACGCGGUACGACACCUCCCUGGGCCUCCUCACCAAGAAGUUUGUGGGACUGCUGAGCGAGUCAUCGGAUGGCGUGCUGGACCUCAACUGGGCCACCGAGGUGCUGGAGGUGCAGAAGAGGCGCAUCUAUGAUAUCACCAACGUGCUGGAGGGCGUGCAGCUCAUCCGCAAAAAGUCCAAGAACAACAUCCAGUGGCUGGUCGGGAGGGCCUUCGAGGGCUCGGCCGGCGGCUCGGAUCAGGCGCGGACCCUCAGGAGGGAGCUCAGCGAGCUGGAGAGAGCGGAGGAGGUCCUGGACCAGCUCAUCCAGAGCAGCUCCACCCAGCUGAGCCAGCUGACUGAGAGUAAAGACAGCCAACAGCUGGGAUAUGUCACCUACCAAGACAUCCGCUCUAUCGCCAGCUUGCAAGAUCAGACAGUCAUCGCCAUCAAGGCUCCGUCCGAGACCAAGCUGGAGGUUCCGGCAUCUUCGGGGGAUUCCCUGCAGAUCCACCUGAAGAGCAGAAAUGGCCCCAUCGAGGUCUAUCUGUGUCCAGAGGAGGAGCUCGAUGACAGCAGUCCCGUUAAAGGCCCCGCCCCUGAGUCAUGUGGUCCCACCCCUGAGUCAUGUGGCCCCGCCCCUGAGUCAUGUGGUCCCACCCCUGAGUCAUGUGGCCCCGCCCCUCCUUCCAUCAAGCAGGAGCCUGCUGAAGCAGAGAUGCCAGCCAUCACCUCCGGAGGCCCCCUGCUGGAUGUCGAGGGCAUCCUGGGAUUGCCCCCCAGCCUGCUGCAGACGACGGAGGACCAGCUCCCCGGCUCCGCGGAGCCUGCCGGCCCCUUUGUCAGCUUCACCCCCCCUCUGGACCAUGAUGACUAUCUGUGGGGGCUGGAGGACGGCGAGGGGGUGUCUGACUUCUUUGAUACCUACGAUUUAGGCGACCUCCUCAGAAGCUGAGGCCAGCGUAGUGGGCCGGGGGGGCCACAGUGGUGCUAUGGGGUGGGGGUGAGGGAUCAGGACAGGAACCCCCCCCCAGCCGUGCUUAGUUCUCCUAAUUGAUGUUACGUGGGCUAAUUGGCGGUGUGUGUGUGUGUGUUUUUUUUUUUUUCUCCUUGGGUUUAUAAUUAAAUAAUUGGCUAGUGAUUUUCUUAAAGGGUGGGGCUUAUGGCACUGAAGCCAGGUCAGCGGUCUAAAAUGGGCAGGUCCAAGGUUUACAUUAUGUUGGGGGUGUCUUAGAUAUUUCACACUCCUCAACACCUCCUUGGCUGGUUGCAGGGUCUCUCUUUGGACUUGAUGCCUGGUGCCCCCCUCCUCAAAAAAAAAAGGAACCUUUUCUAUCUUUGCAAAAUGAAGUUCUAUGUGGAGUUUGCUAAAAGUGAAAUGACUUGAUCCUGGGUAAGCAGGGACAGUCCUCCUCAGGUCUGCAUUCUUCCCCAGAGGGUAGGGGGUGU